AUGGUUCUAUCGAAAGUGCGAUCCUGGGCCUCGGCCCGUGAACAUCGUGAUCGCGACCGGACAGACCGCGAGGACAACAAUAACUCCGUUAAGCGUGAGCUGCUGCGUACGCCUUCACCGACGCAACGAUGCGACAUUGACAGCGAUCGUGACGAUGGAAGUGACCGUGAAAACCUCAGUAGCCCUAUUCCAAACGAGCGUCUGGAACGAACCACGCCGCUCAAUCUGAUGACAGACCCGUCCCGGAGGACACCAUCCCCGACAGCAUCUAGCGCCGUGCCAGGAGGAGGUCUGGGAGUGGCCCUGGCAGCCCUGCAGAAUCAUCUUCCCCUCAGCUCGCUAUUCCUGCAGAACCAACUCGGUCUCGGAGGGCUCAGUGGGCUAUCCGGGCAGGAUCUUGGCAUGCUCCAGCAAGCGCUACAGGCGCAGCAGGCCUCACUGCAGCAACAGCUCCAGCAGUACAUGCUGCUUCAGGUGCAAGGCAGUGCUGCCAGUGCCAAUGGUAAUGCAGCUGCCGCAGCAACGGCUCAAGCACAGGCGGCAGCUCAAUUCCUCAUGCAAAACCAGGUAAGUCGCGUAAAUCAAGCCGUCGCACAGCUACAAGCCCUACAGAAGCAGCAGCAGUUAAAGCCAACCAGCUCGACACCGACACCGGGAGCAACAGCCACUAGUUCACCUUUACACAGCCCCUCGGGAAGUCCGGGACUUCAUCAACAUUCCACCCAAACCGGCGCCAUGCUUGGAGCCAGUCAAACGACGCCUCCCAACGUGAGCCAGAUGAACGUUGGAGGCAUUCUGACGCCCUCCACACCCGGUUCCGGGGCCCAUACGCCUCAACUGCAGAAGCACACUGCCGCCCCACGAGCCCUCGAGCCUUCGCCCGAAGAAACAACCGACCUGGAGGAGCUGGAGCAGUUCGCCAAGACGUUCAAACAGCGACGGAUAAAGCUAGGCUUCACGCAGGGAGAUGUUGGAUUAGCCAUGGGCAAGCUGUACGGCAAUGACUUCUCGCAGACGACCAUCUCCCGCUUCGAGGCACUCAACCUGAGCUUCAAGAACAUGUGCAAACUGAAGCCGCUGCUCCAGAAGUGGCUCGAAGACGCCGACAGCAGCAUCUCCAACCCCGGCGGACGCAUCUUCAGCCCAGCGGCCCUCUCCAACACGAUGGCGACACCGGAAACGAUGGGACGACGGCGCAAGAAGCGUACCUCUAUCGAGACCUCAGUCCGGGUGGCACUCGAAAAAGCCUUUCUGGUGAACUGUAAGCCAACGAGCGAAGAGAUCUCGACCCUAGCCGACAACCUGUGCAUGGAGAAGGAGGUCGUGCGCGUCUGGUUCUGCAAUCGGCGGCAGAAAGAGAAGCGAAUAAACCCGCCCAACGGUAUGGACAGCCCUACGCAUUCCUCCGCCAGUGGGGAGCUUUUCCCGGCCGGCCUCGUCCCUGGGCUGUCCUCGCCGUCAUCCACUUCCGGAGGUGGUCAUCACUACGCCCCGCAUCACCAUCAACCGCACAGCGGUAGCAUCAAGCAGGAAUGA
Messenger RNA from Anopheles nili, 1536 nucleotides. It is a transcript of the gene nub, whose product is annotated as protein nubbin. The record is from RefSeq and is a predicted model, not a curated record. Gene Ontology annotation, biological process: regulation of transcription by RNA polymerase II. The coding region runs from base 1 to 1536 and encodes 511 amino acids. NCBI's taxonomy places the organism in Eukaryota, Metazoa, Arthropoda, Insecta, Diptera, Culicidae. The transcript is spliced from 5 exons. Gene Ontology annotation, molecular function: RNA polymerase II cis-regulatory region sequence-specific DNA binding; DNA-binding transcription factor activity, RNA polymerase II-specific.